Cuscuta campestris is the source of this 750-nucleotide messenger RNA. NCBI's taxonomy places the organism in Eukaryota, Viridiplantae, Streptophyta, Magnoliopsida, Solanales, Convolvulaceae. The record is from the annotation of a GenBank genome assembly.
ACCUAAUUUGCAAAAUUUUCUAUAGAUGGCAAACAACAACAACCCUUUCAACCUGCGAUAUGUUCUAGAAAAAGAAAAAGUAUCUGGAACUAACUUUCUUAAUUGGAAGAUGAAUCUUAAGAUUGUUCUCGAAUGCGAGAAAAAUCUCUUCGUCCUUACCUCUGAGCCUCCCAAAGCUCCUGAAGCGAAUGCCCGUGCUGCGGAAAUUACUUCGUACAAGAAGUAUGAGGAUGACGCACGCGAUGCGAGAUGUCUCAUGCUAGCCACCAUGACCCAGGAGCUCCAAAGGCUCCACAAGGACAUGGAAGCUCAUCCUAUGAUGACUCGCUUGAAAGUUGGUCCCCACGUUCUCAAGAUGAUCGGUCAGAUCGAAACUCUUGAAAAACUGGAUGCCCCGUUGCACCCUAUGCUGGCAACGGAUCUCAUCAUGGGAUCACUACCAGCUGAGUAUAGUCAAACUGUAGUGAACUUCUACAUGAACAAACUAGAGAUGACUAUGCAAGAGCUACUGAAAUUCAUCACAACUGCUGAGGAGAGUCUAGGGAAGGGCAAGGGUAAGUCUGUCCUGAUGGUAGAGGAUAGUACUAUUGUGAAGAAGAGUGGGUCACGUUCGCCGGCCGGAACCAAGCGCAAGGGUUCUAAGAAACCCAAUCCAGCGUCCAAGUCCUCUUCGUUGAAACCCAAAGUAGGUGUAACACCCUAAUCCGUACAGGUCUGCAGCCCCUUUCGGACUAAAGUACUUAACUUGGU